UCAGACCACAGCACAGAGAGAUUACUUCAUAUGAUUUCACUUUCCCACCAUUUAAAAUUACAGCUUAUUGGCUUUAGACUGAGAACAUUAUUAUUGUAUUUUAAAGCUACAGACUUAGAGUAAAAAAGGUGUAUUUUUUAAAACACAAAUUAGGUACCUGGGAUAUUUCUUGGAUUGGAUUAAUUGAGGUAUAAUCCUUACCCACAAGGCUGGAGACUAUGUCUGUGUUCCUGUGGGCACUGGGUCUCUCUCUGCUCAUGCAGAGCUGUAUGUGCAGUAUUGAACAGACGGGCAGCGGCUGCAUGAAAUGGUAUUCAAAAGGAGACGAUAUUUGCUGUGAAGCCUGCCAUCCUGGACACCGCCUGGUCAAAGAAUGUGGUCCAAACCCGAAAGACCUUUGUACUCCUUGUGGGGCCGGGAGAUAUACUGUGGCUCUUAAAAGCUACAAAUGUGACAGGUGUACACAGUGUGUAGGUGCUCAAGUGUAUGUGAAACGGUGUACAGCCUCGACUGACACAGUGUGUGGCUGCAAAGAGGGACUCGUCUGUGCUGAUAAACGCUGUUCCUACUGUAAAAAGUGUGAAAUAGGUCAAGAAGUCAUCAAUGGAGACUGCAGGCCAUGUCCAGAUAAAACCUUCAACGACCAAACUCACCUGAAGUGUAAACCCUGGAGUGACAGGUGUCCCAACCUAAAUGAAGUGAAGCUGGCCGAGGGUACUGCAAUCAGUGACAUUAAGUGUGUAGUCAAUGCAACAUUAACUCCAGUGGUCAGUCCAGCAAAAAAAUCUGAUCCCACAGAACAAGGAUGGCCAUUGUAUUUAUCCGUGGUCACCAGUAUGGUUCUGAUAGCCAUUUGCAUCAUUAUCAUCAGCAGCAUUGUGGGCACAAAACUCUUCAAGAAAAGACAGGAAGAAGAGACAAAUACUGAAACAAAAACACCGAUAAUCAGAGUCCCUACAGAUGACCCCAGGACAUUAAUAGCAGUUGAGUGCAGCUUUCACGAGGCCCAGCAAGAGCAAGGCAGCAGCUCGGAGUCGCUCGCAUCCAAAGAGUCCUCAGACCAGCUCAUUGUAUGAAUGGAAGGGGAAUGCCACACUGAAGCUCCGGUUAUGUUUUAGCUGAAUGCUAUGAAAGGAAACAGGAUAUCCUAAAUGUGAUGGGGGGGGGGGGUCUUCUUUGAUGUGUAAUUUUUUUUAGGACUCUGAAUGAAGAAAAUCAAGCACUUUGUUUGCCCGGCUGCCUUUUUAUCCACCCUAUUUACUUUUAUCAGAAUAACAAAAGUGUUGGUUACAAUCUUAGGUCAGGUCAGGGCCAACGUUCUGCUCUACAGUUACACCAGGAUAUAAUUACAGUGAUGACACAGAAAAUGUACACAGGGGAGGAAGGGGACUUCUGACAGGGAAAAAACAAAGUGGACUUACAACCUUCUAUUCAUCAUGUAAAUUAUUACAGGAGGAUGUGUUUUUCCCUUUCAGUUCUGCUUGAGUCCUUAAAUAGGUGAGGAAGGUUUUAAAUAUUUUUUACACCAGAAAACAACUUGAUACAACAAUUUUAAAAACUACUUUCUAUAAAAGCAUGUGACUUGUGCCAAUGAAUUGUGUAAUACUGUAGCAUUUAUAUGGGUAUGAAUGAGUUUCACUAUUCUGACAUUUGCAUGUCUGAGCAGUAAAGCCGCUGAGUGCUGCUCUGUGUGAAUGUACAGUGUAGCUGGGUGUAAAAACCUGACCACAAACUGUUUUGAGUCAUGCCUGUGGCCGUGCCUACACACACCUCCGAAAAUAGUUUAGUUUUACUCAGACGUCAGUGAGCAACCUAGUUACCUACUAUUAACUGUUGUAUUUGUAUAGCUUGUAUAUUUUAACCCUGGUUAUGUUGCAGCAGCUUAACUAGGACAAAGGGUAUUUUAAUUAUGAUUUUAUGUGGUAAAACAUUUAUGAUUUAUCGGUGGAUAGUUUGUUACUUUUUGACUGUUUUUGUUGAUUAUUUAAAUGUUUCUAUAGAAAACAGAUUGUUUACAAUAGUAAGUAUCACAUUGAAUACAGCAUGCUCCUAAACCUUACUUAACAUUACCAGGAAUUAUAUGGACUUUCCUACAAAUGCUUCACUGGUGUCAAAAAGUCCAGCAAGGGGAUUUUCCCUUUUUGACAAUAGGUAAUCUUACAAGAGAUGUAAUUAAAAGCACAAAGGAAUCUACAGUCAGUACAAAGUGUACAUAUUUACAAUCCCUUGGUGUUUCCUUUUUAAACUGUGAAUAUUGGCACAGCAUGUCUUGAGCAAGCUAUGACAUGUCUCUUGAGCAAGAGUUGGCACCACGUUGGUUAUUCAUUGCAAAAUCUCUAAGAUUGUGUGUCAAGUGGCAGAUAACGCUAUUUGUCACAUGCUGCAUAAAGAUAUUUGAGAUUCCCAUUACAUGCGUCAUGUGGGAAAUCCUCAGGACAAAUGUGAUUUGUUUUUAUUUAACAAGUAGAAAAGGUCAUGUGGAAACCCCCCCACCAGCCAGUCUUGUACUACUUUUUGUUUUGCUAAUCAUUUAGCACAGUGGAGUAGGCAGCUAGAUCAGAGUAAGUGGAACUUUUUUUUUUUUUUUUUACACAAACGCAUGUCUUUUCUGAACUGUAGCAGGCGUUUAUCUUUGUUUGUAAAUGGAACAACAUUUGAGAAAUGUGCUGUGUGGGCUUAGGGUUUAAAUGUAAGCCCACACCUCAAGUAAAGUACCACGUAUGAGUCACAACUCUAUUACAGUGAUGUCUGCUGAAGGACCACAAGUUCACAGGUGCUGUCUAAAGAAGAGUUACUGUAUGGUAGAUAGGUACCAUUUUCACAUGAACUGUAGCACUUAACCUAUCAAAUGUUAUCUGCACUUAUGAUUUGUUUGGUAUAUAAAUGUAUCUUCAUGCCUUACUAUAUUUUUUUUUUAUAUGACCUGUUAUAUGUUUAACUGGAUUACACUGGACUGUGUAUUUUCUUACACUGUACUUUUAUAACUUCUUAGACAAUAAAAAUUGGACUUUUUAUUUUA
Molecule: messenger RNA, 3019 nt
Organism: Centropristis striata (black sea bass)
Lineage: Eukaryota; Metazoa; Chordata; Actinopteri; Perciformes; Serranidae
Gene: tnfrsf9a
Product: tumor necrosis factor receptor superfamily, member 9a
Exons: 7
Coding region: 219-1076 (285 amino acids)
Biological process (GO): regulation of cell population proliferation
Cellular component (GO): external side of plasma membrane
Molecular function (GO): cytokine binding; signaling receptor activity
Source: RefSeq, a predicted model, not a curated record